Sorex araneus (European shrew) is the source of this 3778-nucleotide messenger RNA. It is a transcript of the gene NEK5, whose product is annotated as NIMA related kinase 5. The transcript has 22 exons. Lineage: Eukaryota; Metazoa; Chordata; Mammalia; Eulipotyphla; Soricidae. The coding region runs from base 1 to 2466 and encodes 821 amino acids. The record is from RefSeq and is a predicted model, not a curated record. Gene Ontology annotation, biological process: protein phosphorylation. Gene Ontology annotation, molecular function: protein kinase activity; ATP binding.
AUGGACAAAUACGACGUGAUUAAGGCCGUUGGGGAAGGUGCCUUUGGGAAAGCUUACCUGGCCAAGGAGAAGGCAGAGGGCGUGCUCUGCGUUAUAAAAGAGAUCAGUUUUGCCAAGAUGCCCACCCAAGAAAAAGAAGCUUCAAAGAAAGAAGUGAUCCUCCUGGCAAAGAUGAAACAUCCAAACAUUGUGACCUUCUUCAGUUCCUUUCAAGAGAACAACAGUCUGUUCAUUGUGAUGGAGUAUUGUGAUGGAGGAGAUCUCAUGGAGAGGAUCAGUAAACAACGAGGAGUGUUGUUCAGUGAAGACCAGAUUCUGAGUUGGUUCGUACAGAUUUCUCUAGGACUAAAACAUAUUCAUGACAGGAAGAUCUUACACAGGGACAUCAAAGCCCAGAACAUAUUUCUUAGCAAGAGUGGAAGUGUUGUAAAGCUUGGGGACUUUGGUAUAGCAAGAGUCCUAAACAAUUCCAUGGAACUUGCUAGAACAUGUGUUGGAACACCUUACUACCUGUCCCCAGAGAUAUGUCAGAAUAAACCCUACAACAACAAAACGGACAUUUGGUCUCUUGGCUGUGUCUUGUAUGAACUCUGCACGCUCAGACAUCCUUUUGAGGGUAGCAACUUACACCAACUGGUUCUGAAGAUUUGUCGAGCACACUUCACCCCCAUAUCUCCAAAGUUUUCCCCUGACCUGCGGGCCUUGAUAUCUCAGCUUUUCAGAGUCUCUGCUAGAGACCGACCAUCUAUCAACUCCAUCUUGAAAAGACCCUUUUUAGAGAAACUUAUUGCCAAACACUUGACUCCUGAGGCCAUUCAGGAAGAAUUCAAGCACAGUCUCAAAAACGGAUCAAAACCAUCAGUUUCUCGACCUGCUGGGAAGGCAGUUCAUGAUCCUAAGAUACAGAAAGUAAGAUUCCAGGGACUGUGCUUGCCGAGAGCAAGGGUGUCAGUGCCCACUGGGAAGGCUGUGUUACCCAGAGGCCGAUGGGGACCCCCAGCUGCACCCGAGAAGCCCCUGCCUAUAAAGGUGGUGGAGAGGCCCCGACUGGCUGCCGUGGACCGACGCUACGCCUGCUACUAUGCUCAGCUGGAGAUGCUGAGGAGAGCCCGCGCGCCCCAGGGCUGUUCCCAGGCGCCCCUCAGAGAUGCUGCAGGGGAGGGUCCCCAUGCGUCCCCAGAGCCGUGCGCCGCGUACCUGCAGAGGAGACGUGAAGCGCAGCAGUACAAGCUGGAAGCCGAAAAGCAGCUGGGUCUUCGUCCAUCUUCUGCUGAGUGCAGACACCGCUGGGGACCAGAGCCCAGAGGUGCUGGAGAAGAGCCUCGGGCCCAGGAGCCGCAGCCCAGGACAAAGGAAGUGAAGGAACAGGAAUAUUGGAAGCAAUUAGAAGAAAUCCGCCAACAGUACCACAGUGACAUGAGGGAAAUUAGAAAGAGGAUGGGCAGUGGACUGGAGGAGGACUCAAGAGUAACUCACAGAACCUAUUUGGUGAAGAAGGGAAACCCGCCCGUCAGCCCAGAGGCCGGCAAGGAAGAAGGCCCCGCACAGAAUAUUGAAAGAAACCUGAAGCAAAUUAUAAUGCAGAAUGUAAAAGAAAGCAAAAAUCUACAGCAGAAACAUAUGGAUAAGAAAGGGGUAAAGUUUGAAAUUAAUCUAGACAGCUGUGUUUUGGAUGAAAACACACUCCAAGAGUCAGAGACAGUGGAUAUCCUGAACACAACCUUGGCUUUUGGGGAUGGCGCGGAGCUUCAGGGCUGCCCGCGUGUGGAGGAGCAGGAAGACGACGCAGACACAGCUGCCCCCCAGCCCUGCUGUCCAGACACCGAGCCGGUUACUCAGGGCGCCGCGGCAGGAGAGAGGAGGCGGCGAUGGGCGACCCGAGCCCCCCAGACACUGCUGCAGAUGAUGGCAGCCGCUGACGUCACCUCCACGUGCUCUGCCGUGCCCCAGGAUGGCCAAGUGCUAGUGAUGGGGGACACCCCAGAGCACCGGAAGCUGUGGCGGCAGGAAGCACCAGGAACCUUGAUGAGUGCUUUGGCAGCUGCGCACCUAAGGAGUGACUCGUUUUCAGCCAAUGAAGGAGAAUGUGUGGGUACACUAAAGCAGUGGCUUCCAAAAGAAGAUGAAGGAGAGGCGGAAAUGGCUCUGAGCAUUGAGGUUGAUGAAGUACAAUUAGAACAAAGAUCAGAUGAUGAAGAUACAAAUUUUGAAGAAUCAGAAGAUGAGUUGAGAAAUGAAGUAGUUGAAUCUCUCGAAAAACUCACUACUUCCAAAGAGGAGGAAGAAAGAGAAGAGGCUUCCGGUUCCUCUGAGGAUGUGGGACAGUUAGGAGGAAGAGAGAGACUAAGCACUCAGGAACCUGCAGAAAUGAGCAAAGCUUUGAAGAUUAUUUCUGCCUCCUCUAAUGACAUGGUUUGUGCUGUUGAUGAAAACCAAGAAACAGCAACCACCAGUGAAAACAUAUAAGUGUGAUUCCUGCAUUUUCCUAUAAGUAGUAAAUGAGCCUCUCUCAUGCUGUAGUAUCUCUUUGGAUAUAAGACAUGAAUGUUAAUUCAUUGAAUGGGUUUUCCCAGGGGUGUGUUUAAACUUAGACAACUGAGCAAAAUGUUGAAGAUGAAAAUUAGUAUUUUGGGUGAGAGCUAGGACAGUGGGUGGGACACUUGCCUUUUACAUGGCAGACCCAGGUUGGAUCCCCAGUACCGUAUGGUCUCAUGAGCCUUGCCAGGAGUGAUCCCUGAGCACAGCCAGGUGAAGCCCAACCUCCCCCCCACCAUUAAUAUUUUUCACUGUCACUGUCGUCCCAUUGUUCAUCAAUUUGCUCAAGUGGGCACCAGUAAUGUCUCCAUUGUGAGACUUGUUGCUACUGUUUUUGGCAUAUCGAAUACGCCGCAUGGAGCUUGCCAGACUCUGUCGUGCAGGCGGGAUAUUCUCAGUAGCUUGCCCGGCUCUCCGAGAGGAACGAAGGAAUCGAACCCUGGUCGGCCGCGUGCAAGGUAAACACCCUGCCCGCUGUGCUAUUUUCACUUUACAAUUUCUCUAAGAAAUUCUCCAGAAACAUAAGCGGUCAGCAGAGUCCUGGACCUCCUCUCCCGCACACCCUGAGAUGGGUGUCUCAUGGCAGAGGGGUUUAAAGCUACUAGCGACAGUAGGAGUAGGGAGGCUUCCUGGACUAUCCAGAUGGAGUCAGUAUCACACAAGAGUCCCUAAAAGCACAAGAAGAGGUGGCGGUGGCAUGAGCAGAACAGAGAAGCAGAGGAAUGGUGGCAUGAGGGAGACACCACUGCCGCCGUGUUGGACAGGGUCAAGCAGAUUGGACACUGGGGCUCAGAAGCUGGGAGGGGCAAGGACCAGAUUUCCCCAAGCCUAAAGGGGCAAGCGCUGCCGACUGAUUUCAGUGUAAUGAAGUCCACAGUGAAGUCACCGAACUUUAAGGUAUUAAAUUUGUGAGAUAGAAAACAAAAACUAGUAUUUAAAUUUUUAAUAUAUGACUACCAUUUAAAAUAGUGAUUCUCAAAAAAAAAUAAAAUAGUGAUUCUCAAUGUUCCAUUUAUCACUGAAACUCAAUCGUAAACAACUUUGUAACUAAUAUCUCAUGGUGAUUUAAUAAUAAAAAUUUUAAAAAAUAAACUAAAAAAUUAAAAAAAUAAAAGUGAUUCUGUCAUUUUCUAAAUCUGGUAAACUAAAUGUUGUAACUAAUUUCUAAAUCUCUUGUAACUUCUUAAAUUUUGUACACCUUUUUGAAACUGAUAUUGAUAUGAAUAACAUAUGAACAAGGAAA